Macrosiphum euphorbiae (potato aphid) is the source of this 210-nucleotide messenger RNA. Lineage: Eukaryota; Metazoa; Arthropoda; Insecta; Hemiptera; Aphididae. The record is from the annotation of a GenBank genome assembly.
AUGAUUGGGAUGGAGCUGGGUUUGGGGCACCAUGGGGGCUCCUUGCACCCUCACAAUAUGCCACAACAUCAGAAUCAGAUGCACUCGCAAGGUCUUAUGCAUCAGACACAGCAGAUGCACCACGACGAUGUGGGAUCGGGAAACAUUAGCAGCAGUAGCGGCGUCAACGGUUUUUCACAAGAAGGUAAGUGCAAAAAUAAAACAUUGUAG